AUGGGGAGAUCAGAAGAAAGUGAAAUGGAGAUUGAUCUGUCCCUGAAGCUUGAUGCUCAAGAAGAAGCAAAAGAGGAUGAGCAAUUACAAUCAGAUGAUCAAGUUUCUGAAGAACCCAUUGAAGAAGAGAGUAAAGAAGGAAAAUCUGAAGAAGUAGUAGAUGAUGCAUCUGUAGCUUUAUCCUCCCAAGAAAACGUGAAGAGAGAAGAGAUGGAGAUGAACCGUAUGAAAGAGGAGAACAAGGUGUUGAGGAAGGUGGUAGAGCACACAAUGAAAGAUUUCUAUGAUCUGCAGAUGAAAUUUGCUGUUAUUCAACAAAGUAAGCAAAAGAAGGGUCCUAAAAUUUUUCUCCCCCUCCAUGGUUCUGACCAUGAGAGAGAAGAAACAAAGAGAAGUCCAGAAAAUUUAGAAGAAGACGAUACUACAGACCAUGAAUUAGGGUUGUCUUUGAGGCUGCAAAGCAGUACAAGCCAACAAGAAAGAGAAGAAGGUCAUAAAGAAGAGAACAAGGGAGAUGUGGCAAGAUUUGUACCUAUGCAAGGUAAGAUACACCAGAGCAAUUUUUCGGGCAUCACAAGCCAUGUUGCUCCUUCUCCUGUCAAUCGAAAAGCUAGGGUUUCAGUCCGGGCAAGAUGUGAAGCAGCCACAAUGAAUGAUGGAUGCCAAUGGAGGAAAUAUGGCCAAAAAAUUGCCAAAGGAAAUCCUUGCCCGCGAGCCUAUUAUCGCUGCACAGUAGCUCCUGGAUGCCCAGUUCGAAAACAGGUGCAAAGAUGCUUAGAAGACAUGUCAAUACUCAUCACAACAUAUGAAGGAAACCAUAAUCAUCCACUCCCUGUGGGUGCAACAGCCAUGGCUUCAACAGCAUCUGCGGCAGCAUCUUUCAUGUUAGUCGAUUCAAGCAAUCCUCUCUCAGAUGGCAUCUCCAAUAUCACCCACCACCCACCUUUCCCAUACCAAAACCCCCAUAUAAUAACCUCUCCUUCUCUAUAUACAUCACCCUUUAGAACCAUUAAUAACCCUCAUGAUCCUUCUAAAGGAAUAGUGCUUGAUCUCACAAACAAUGCCGGAAAUAACCAACAAUUUUCAAUGGCUAGCUCCUCUCGUCCCUCUUCUCAACUUGGAUUUUCUUGGCUGCCAAACAAACCCACCAGUCAUAAUGGCAAUCCCAAUAUUGUCAACAAUCUUUUUGCUGGUCCUAAACUAGUGGAGGAAAUGGGGUGGAAAGGAGGAGAAAAUAAGUCAUUGGCUGAAAAUGUGAGUGCAAUUGCUUGUGAUCCUAAGUUUAGGGUUGCAAUCGCUGCCGCCAUUUCCUCUCUCAUUAAUAAAGAAAACCAAACAACUCAGCCCACAGGGCAUUCUUUAGCUCCUAGGGAUGGGGAGAGUGGUGGGUCUAGUAGCAAAAAUUGGGUGCUUCAAUCUGAGUCUACAAGUGGUAAGCCUAUUCCACAUUCACCAUGA
This is a messenger RNA of Ilex paraguariensis (yerba mate), 1458 nucleotides long. The record is from the annotation of a GenBank genome assembly. NCBI's taxonomy places the organism in Eukaryota, Viridiplantae, Streptophyta, Magnoliopsida, Aquifoliales, Aquifoliaceae.